Molecule: messenger RNA, 1835 nt
Organism: Lepus europaeus (European hare)
Lineage: Eukaryota; Metazoa; Chordata; Mammalia; Lagomorpha; Leporidae
Gene: PLAC9
Product: placenta associated 9
Exons: 4
Coding region: 18-308 (96 amino acids)
Source: RefSeq, a predicted model, not a curated record
UCGGUCCCGCCGGCAUCAUGCGGCCCCUGCUGUGCGCGCUGGCCGGGCUCGCCCUGCUCCGCGCCGCGGGCGCUCUGGCCGCUGCUGAGCCUUUCAGCACACCGCGAGGAGACUCAGCUGGGAGCUGUGACCAGCUCGUGGCUCUCCACGGCCGCUUAGACAUCAUGGAGGAGACGGUGGAGAAGACGGUGGAGCACCUGGAGGCGGAAGUGAAAGGCCUGCUGGGCCUGCUGGAGGAGCUGGCCUGGAACCUGCCCCUGGCCCCCCUCGGUCCGGCCCCUGACCUCCUCGCAGGCGAUCUCUCCUGAGCCCGAGAGGCGGAGGAGUCGGCAGCCCGAGGCGAUGCGUGCGCCCUUCCAUCCCCAGCUUUCUGUGCGGUAGAAAGCUGCUCCUUUGGUCCCCCAGCGUGUGCUGCCAGAGUGACCCCUGUAACCGCAGCCGCUUCCCACCUUCUGCAGCCAUGCCCCGGGCUCAGACCCGCGAGUCCCUGUCCAUCGGUGCGUCCGCCCUCCUGACUGGUGGGGAGAGACGGGGCAGAGUCCGGCACCUGCGGCCCUUGGGUGGUCUUGCUGCUCAGCUUGUUGCGGGUGAGCUGCCACACAUCACCUGGCCCUCUGUCAGCAGUGGAGACCCUUGGGCCCCACAGAGACCUCUGCAAUCAGAACCUGCAUUGUACUGAGACUCCUCAGGGAUCUGUGUGCCCAUAAAAUGUCCUAUUGAGGUGAAAUUCACCAUUUUGUACAAAUCCAGUGGCUUCCAGGACCUUCACAAUGUUGUGCAAUUGUCACCACCAAUUCCAGAAGAUUUUUUUGUCUCCCUCAAAAGAAACCCUGUGCCUAUUACACCGUCACUUCCACCACCACCACCACCCCCCACCACCACCCCACCCCACCCCACCCCCGGAAAUCACUCCGCUUUCUGACCCUGCACUACUCGGCACUGUUUUAGAUACAUCAUUGUAAAAUGCGUGGCUCCUGGCGCCUGGCUUUUUUCACUAAGCACGUCGUUAAGGUUCCUCCAGGCUGCAGCGUGUCCCAGCACCCCACUCCUUGUUGUGACCAGUGCUCCAUUGUGUGGGUCCACGUCUUAGUCAUUCAUUCUUCAGUUCAUGGGCCUUGGAGUUCUUGCAUUUGGGGCCCUCACAAAUAACGCUGCUGUGCAUAGUCACCUACACCUUUGUGCAGACACGCUUCUGUUCCUGUUGGGGCUGACCCCGAGGAAUGACACUGCUGUGGCAGAUGGUAGCACUGUGUGAACUUGUGGAAGGGCGGAGCCACCCGGCCAUCCUGCAGGUCAGCUGUGCCGUUUUACCUUUCCUGACCCCUCCAUAGAUGCUCUCUCUUGGGUUAAAAUGCUUCCUUCUGCUCUUCGUUUGCUGACUGCUUUUUAAACAUUUUACCUUUAUUUUUAAAGAUUUGUUUUUUAUUUAUUUGAAAGGCAGAGUUAGAGAGAGAGAAGGAGGUGGAGGAGAGAGAGAAUGUUCUGUCCGCUGGUUCACUCCUCAAAUGGGUGCAAUGGCCAAGGCUGUACCAGCCCAAAGCCAGGAGCCAGCAGAUUCUUCCAGGCCUCCCAAGUGGGUGCAGGGGCCCAAGCACUUGGGCCAUCUUCUACUGCUUUCCCAGGUGCGUUAGCAGGGGGCUGGAUCGGAAGUGGAGCAGCCGGGCUCGAACCAGCGCCCAUGUGGGAUGCUGGCACUGCAGACAGCGGCUUUACCUGCUAGGCCACAGCGCAGGCCCUUCCCCAUGUUAUUUCUUCAUGUGGAUUUGAGUUAUGUUCAGUAUCUUUGCACCUCAGCUUGAAGGUCUCUCUUGGGCAGUUCUCGGAAGGCAGGUCCA